CAAAAUUAUACAAAAGUACAAGGGCAUCGAAGCAAAAAAAAUAAUACUCCCCCAAUAAUUUUCUCUUUCCUUCUGACCCCCGCCCUCCUUUUCUUCCUCCUCUUCAUGAAACUCUACCGCCAUCGCCCCCAAUCACGGCUGAGUAAUCUAACCCUAAUUUGACAUCCGAAAUUCACAAUCCUCAGACGCCUUCCCGAUAUUAUCGCGAGCGAAAAUGUCGAGGAGAACAAUUCCGAUCCUCAAGCAGGUCCUCUCUGGCGGCCGAUCCGCGACCUCGUCUCGAUCCGUGACGUACAUGCCCCGACCAGGCGACGGAAACCCCCGCCCCGUUACCCUGAUUCCCGGAGACGGCGUGGGACCGCUCGUCACCGGUGCGGUGGAGCAGGUGAUGGAGGCGAUGCACGCGCCGGUGUACUUCGAGAAAUACGACGUCCACGGUGAUAUGAAGAGCGUGCCUCCGGAGGUGAUCGAAUCGAUUAAGAAGAACAAGGUUUGUCUCAAGGGAGGUCUGAAAACGCCUGUUGGUGGUGGGGUGAGCUCGCUGAAUGUGUUGUUGAGGAGGGAGCUUGAUCUUUACGCGUCCCUCGUGCACUGUUUUAAUCUGCAGGGGCUUCCCACUCGGCACGAUAACGUGGAUAUUGUCGUGAUUCGGGAGAACACUGAGGGAGAAUACUCAGGACUCGAGCACGAGGUUGUUCCUGGAGUUGUUGAAAGCCUGAAGGUCAUAACAAAGUUCUGUUCUGAACGAAUUGCAAAGUAUGCCUUCGAGUAUGCCUAUCUCAACAACCGGAAGAAAGUCACUGCCGUGCAUAAAGCAAAUAUUAUGAAGCUUGCAGAUGGUUUAUUUUUGGAGUCCUGUCGUGAAGUUGCCAGCAAGUACCCCAGUAUCCAGUACAAUGAGAUGAUUGUGGAUAACUGUUCCAUGCAACUUGUUUCUAAACCAGAGCAAUUCGAUGUUAUGGUGACUCCUAAUCUAUAUGGGAAUCUAGUUGCAAAUACAGCUGCUGGCAUUGCUGGGGGUACUGGAGUCAUGCCUGGGGGGAAUGUUGGGGCAGAUCAUGCAAUUUUCGAGCAAGGUGCUUCUGCUGGUAAUGUAGGGAAUGAGAAAUUGCUGGAGCAAAAGAAGGCAAAUCCAGUAGCUCUUCUCCUUUCUUCGGCUAUGAUGCUAAGACACUUGCAGUUUCCUUCAUUUGCUGAUCGACUAGAAACUGCUGUGAAGCGUGUUAUAGCCGAAGGUAAAUACCGGACAAAGGAUCUCGGUGGAGACAGUACCACCCAAGAAGUUGUGGAUGCUGUCAUAGCUAAUCUCGGCUGAGUUUUCUGCUUUACCUGAUGGACUAUUUCAUUUAGUGGCUGGUAAUGAUAUUUUUUAUUUUAUUUUCAAGUUUGCUUUACAAUUUACAUAUCCAAUUUUUGUGCCUGCCCCUUGGGCAAUAUUCAGAGUCAAAAAUAAUGAUUUCGAGUCCUAUUAUGACACGGAACAAUGAGAACUAAGCUUCUCAGAAUAUGCUAUUGGAUUUCCAAUUUAUGAAGUUCUAUUUUAAUUCAUUGAGGUUCUGUACAGUUUCUGAAUAGCUACUGCCACUAUUUAUUGCAUUGAA
Striga asiatica is the source of this 1601-nucleotide messenger RNA. NCBI's taxonomy places the organism in Eukaryota, Viridiplantae, Streptophyta, Magnoliopsida, Lamiales, Orobanchaceae. The record is from the annotation of a GenBank genome assembly.